This is a messenger RNA of Adineta steineri, 2688 nucleotides long. The record is from the annotation of a GenBank genome assembly. Lineage: Eukaryota; Metazoa; Rotifera; Eurotatoria; Adinetida; Adinetidae.
AUGAGUGCAUCUAUAUCAUCAAUAGAUCUUAAUAAUUUAUCACCAAUUCAAGUUUUCAUUAGAAUUAAACCAAAUAAUCCAAACGAUGAAAAUGAAACAAUUCCAUUUAAAUAUUCAAAGAAUAAUACAACUCUAACUCUACCUAAUUCACCUUCAAUGUCAUUUGAUAAUAUAUUUCCACCUGAAUCAACUCAAAAUGAUCUAUUCGAUUCAAUAAGUUCGCUUCUUCAUUUUCCAUUAUAUGGUUAUAAUUCAACAAUAUUUGCAUAUGGUCAAACAAAUAGUGGCAAAACAUAUACUAUGUUAGGUCCUAAUGGGAAAUUAUCUCUUAAUAUUGAUUUAAUGGGAAUUAUACCAAGAACAAGUCGAUAUCUAUUUGCUGCUAUACAUAAACUUACAUCAUCAUCAUCAUCUUCAUCCAUACAAUAUCAAGUUCGUGUAAGUUAUUUCGAAGUAUAUAAUGCUCGUGUUUAUGAUUUACUAAACAAAAAAUCACAUUCUUUGAACAUUCGUGAAGACAAUCAGGGUAAUAUAAAUGUUGCAAAUGCAGUUGAAAUACCUGUAGAUAAUAGUCUAGAAUUAGAGAAUGUAUUAAUGCAAGGUAAUGAAAAACGUAGAACUGCAUUUACAUCUAUGAAUUCAUCAUCAUCAAGAAGUCAUGCGCUAUUAAUUUUAUGGAUUGAGAGAAGAGAACGAUCAACAUCAACAUCCAGAGAAUAUAAAUCUUAUUUAGGUCGUUUAAAUUUAAUUGAUUUAGCUGGUAGUGAAGAUAUUUCACGUUCAAAAGUUGAGGGUGAUAGAUUUCGUGAGGCAGUUAAUAUUAAUACUGAAUUAUUACAAUUAAGAAGAGUAUUAGAUGCAUUAUCAUCAUCACCAUCUUAUAUUCCAUACAGAGAUUCAACAUUAACUCGUUUACUUCAAUCAUCAUUAUCAACAAGACAAUCUAUUACAAUAUUAAUUUCUCAUAUUAGUUCAUUAAAUAUUGAUCUCUAUGAAAGUGUUAAUACUUUAAAAUAUUCAGAAAUAGCUAAAUGUGUCCAACGUACAUCAAUUCCAACACAAAACCUUAGUAAAUAUAUCGAUACGAGUGACGUUAUGUUCGGUGAUUAUAAUGAUCCAAUAGAAUAUUUUUAUCGUCGUACAGUUUAUAUUCAUACACGUUCUUAUGGAAAAAUCUUUGCUCGAUUAGCAGGACAUCGAUAUGAUGAACAACAGAAAUGUAUCUUACUUAUACAUGGGUCUGGACCUACAAAUUCUUCAAUGUUUUGGAAUGAUCUUGUGAGAAAAUUAUUAUUAGCAACAUCAUCAUCAUCGUCUUCGCUAUCUCCUUAUUAUUUUGUAGCCAUCGAUUGUCCUGGUUAUGGUCGUUCAGAUGGUGAUAAACAAAUAAUUCGUUCUUAUCCUGAUGUUUUUAUUGAAGAAAUAAUUGAUUGUAUUUCACCAAUAACACAUCAAGUAUAUUGUCUCAUUGGUUCUUCUCAAGGAGCAGCUGCUGUAUUCAAUGCAUUGGUCGAAAAACCUGCCAUGUCAUCAUUUUUAGCUGUACAAAAUCCUGUUUCACACGAUCCUCAACGUUUUGUUUGUAUAAAACAACCUGCCUUAUUAAUGUAUGAUAUAGAUGAUGAUGGUCAUCCUGUUAGUGUUGGCAGAUUAGUACGAAAAUAUAUUCCAAAUAAUCAUUAUUAUGAAUAUUCAAGUUCACAACAAUCGGACUGGUUGGAACAUAAUGCACAUUUAAAAUUGUUACAAUUAUUCAAUGAAUAUGACGUAAACAAUCAAUUAACAACAUCUUCGGAGAUUUCUCUUCCUUCUCUUCCUGCUUGUUUAUCUGUAGCAGGCGGGAUAAUUUCAUAUUUAUCAUCAUAUAAUCGUGAGCCACUUUAUAAAAAUUCAAAAGAAGAAUUAGAAUCAAUUUUAUUAACAUAUGAAAAGCAAAGUGUUGAAAAUAACGAUUUGUUCAUUGAAAGAAUUGAACCUGAAUCGAGCGAAGAUGAUGAAAGUAAAGCACAAAGAUUAGCUAUAGAAUUAACUCAAACACAAUGUGAUUUAUGUAAUCAACAUAUUAGUAGCAAUGAUAUAUCUAAAUCACUUCGAUUAUCCGAUUGUCGUCAUUUAUUAUGUUAUUUAUGUUGUUGUGAGACAAUAAAAAUAAAUUCAUACGAAUGUCCUGUUGUUGAUUGUGCUACGAAACUUAAUAUUUCUUCAUCACAACUAUCAUUAUAUUCUUUCCCUUUCUCAUCGGAUACUGAAAAGCAUAUAAUAAUACAAUUUGGAAAUUCUUCUAAAUCAAUAUCAUCGUCAUCUAGUCAACGUUAUGAAUACAUUGCAUAUAUUAAAUGUAAAACGAAAAAUCUGAUUGAUAAUGUUUCAUUUGAUAUUAAUCCUGAGUAUCCAAAAAGUGCUAUACGUGUUUGUCAACCUCCAUAUGAAUUAGUUCGAAUCAUGAAUUUAGAAUUCACUUGUCAUUUUAUUAUUCAAUGGAAUAAAAUAUUAAACUGGCCUAAAUUACGUAUAACAUAUCAUGUUCAAAACAAGCAAGCCAAUUUUAUAAGAAAUCUAUUAGUAAGAAUACCAAAUCAAGGCAAUACAAUGGCUAAAUCACAUAAAACACAUGAACUUGUGUAUAAUUGGACUGAUAGAGACAGAACAAAACCAAAUCUAAAUUAUAUAUUAUUGUCGUACGAUUAA